Messenger RNA from Tarenaya hassleriana, 1065 nucleotides. RefSeq lists its product as uncharacterized. The record is from RefSeq and is a predicted model, not a curated record. Bases 692 to 1042 code for a protein of 116 amino acids. NCBI's taxonomy places the organism in Eukaryota, Viridiplantae, Streptophyta, Magnoliopsida, Brassicales, Cleomaceae. The transcript has a single exon.
CAUUCCAACAACAAAGGAUCAGUUUUUCAAGAAGAUUCUGUCAGUGAGUAGUAGAGUUUGUGGCAAUGUAUAGUUCCCCUUGUAUUUUCAAGAAGAUCAUAAACAGCUCGAUCAAGAUUCUUAAAGGUUUUUAGCUCAAACGUAAGAUCAGUAUGUCUCAAUUGUAAGAACAGGUGUAGAAUAUCAAUACCCAAUAUUCUUUCUCGAUCUUCAGGGAAUAAAUUGAAUAAAAGAAGAAAGGAAGAAAAGAGAAGGGCAUCAGAUUCUUAAGACUAGUAGUGGAUAUGAACACCAUAAACAGAGAUUCUCUCUGCAGCUAAUAAAGUCAUUGGUUUUGAUCUGCAGCUAACAGACCGAACCAAAUGUAUAACCAACCAGAACCCGCCAGAAAACCGGUUAAGGGUAACAUGGUAUUGCCUAAACCGGUUCUUAAAAUUGUGCAACCAAAAAAGGAACCGAUGAAUACCCUGUUAACCUAACCAAACCAAUCUCACUUGCCAAGCCAAUAUCUUGCACCUUGGGAAGAGAUUCUUCCCAACGGAAAAGGCCCUUUAGAGGAAACUUCCUUUGCCUUUCUAGAGAAUUUCAUGUGAAAAUCAACUUAUUCAAUCAACAACAAGAACCAGAGGAAACUUUAGAGGCAGACAUAUAACGUAAGAGUUGUUAUUUCACCUUGUAUCGUGAUUUCCUGAUGGAAGCUGGAUUCAGCAGCCCAAUGACGAGGAGGAUUACAUCGUCCAGGAAGUUUCUCGCAAUCAGCUUGACGGUUUUGGCCGUGCUUUCACCGCUCUACAUAGACAGCUUAUCAGAAGAAGAUCCAGAGCCUGAAGAAGAACCAUUGAGCUUCAUGUUUUGGCUUCCUUUGCUGCUCUUCUUGCUGGUCUUGGCCAUUGUCUUGUCUCUUUACUUUGACCAGAGCUUGACCAGGUUUGAUCACUACUGGAUUCACAGGCUCUGCGGUUCAUUCGGUGGCUUACUCGUGAUUCUGAUUCUUCUUGCUUUUAUCUUGAAGUGUAAAAGCCUUUGCAUUGAACCUGAAUGAAACAGAUUCCUCAACUUCUGCAU